Molecule: messenger RNA, 1119 nt
Organism: Thelazia callipaeda (thelaziosis nematode)
Lineage: Eukaryota; Metazoa; Nematoda; Chromadorea; Rhabditida; Thelaziidae
Source: the annotation of a GenBank genome assembly
AUGAUGAUGAUGAUGAUGGAAAAUGAGCUGAAAGCCGCACCCGGAAGUGCUGUUGCCACAACGGCUGCAGCGGCUAAUAGCGUAUCUGCAGCAGCAGCUCUGCAGGAUGCCUUUUCACUCUAUAGUGCAAUGCCACCAAGUUUCUCAAUGCCGCCAACAUCCACUUCCUCAAUACCAACAAUCGAAGACUGCUGUGAUCCAAAUUCACCAGGAUCACCAAGUUUGAAAGAUAAAAAAGCAAGUGAUGAUCGUGUGAAACGUCCAAUGAAUGCAUUUAUGGUUUGGUCCAGAGGCCAGCGUCGUAAAAUGGCUCAAGAAAAUCCAAAAAUGCAUAAUUCUGAAAUAUCAAAGCGUUUGGGACAGGAGUGGAAGUUACUUAAUGAAUCGGAGAAGCGACCAUUCAUCGAUGAAGCAAAACGCCUUCGAGCUAUUCACAUGAAGGAGCAUCCAGAUUAUAAAUACCGUCCAAGGCGGAAGACUAAGAACUUGCCAAAGAAAAACGGCCUAGGUAUGUCCCCUGGCACGUUUUUAGAUCCAAUAAAAACGCAAAAUAUUUAUCAGCCAAUGGGAAGUGGCUGGCAACAACCUAUUAAUUCUGUUUCAACUUCACCUUACUUUGAUUCUUAUUCGUUAUACGGUCGCACGGGUUACGAAAAUAUGAUUGGCAUGCCGUAUUCGCUUGGUAAUGCUGCGUCACCUGCUUAUUCUCAAUCACCAAGUUGCUCGUUGGCUGCAGCAGCGGUACAUUAUCAACAAGCUGCGGCUGCACAACAACAACAACACUACAAUGCAUCAUCUUUAUCUCUCUCAGGCAAACCUGAGACUUCUCCUAAUGGUAGAAACACGGGGACAAGUAAUGACGAAUCACCAGAUUCUGUAGCCACGGCAUCUAUCGCAGCAACUGGCUCACCAUUAACAUCUCAUUUCCGUGCCUUUUAUGAUCCUCAUAAAGAUUCUUCAUCUACUUCUACGUCAACGUCAAAUUCUGCUGUGGCGGCAGCUGCCACCGCAACAAUGAAUAUGUACAUGCCGCAAGAUCCAAGAUUACAGUAUGCCGCGUUAAACGGUACCAUGGAUGGCCAUAUGACUUUACCCUUACAGCACAUGCAGUCCAUGUGA